Messenger RNA from Rosa rugosa (rugosa rose), 1376 nucleotides. RefSeq names its product peroxidase 10-like. Bases 41 to 1057 code for a protein of 338 amino acids. The record is from RefSeq and is a predicted model, not a curated record. The transcript has 4 exons. Gene Ontology annotation, molecular function: heme binding; peroxidase activity. NCBI's taxonomy places the organism in Eukaryota, Viridiplantae, Streptophyta, Magnoliopsida, Rosales, Rosaceae. Gene Ontology annotation, biological process: hydrogen peroxide catabolic process; response to oxidative stress.
UUACACUAGUACUUGUCACACAUUAUUAGCCAGUGAUAAUAUGAUUAGAAACUUUGUUCACUUUCAAGAAAUGGAGUACAUUACCCACAAGCUUUUCUAUGUUGUCUUGCUUUGCCUCUUGUUCCUAAGCCCUCCUUUUGUUUCCUCUCAGCUCAAUUAUAAGUUCUAUGAUUCCUCUUGUCCCAACUUGAGCAAGAUUGUUCAACAAGGCGUUCGGUCUGCUAUUGCAAAUGAUUCUAGGAUUGCAGCCUCACUCUUGCGGCUUCACUUCCAUGAUUGCUUUGUUAAUGGAUGUGACGCAUCUAUACUUCUUGACGAUACUAGCACUCUUAAGGGGGAGAAAAAUGCUUUGCCCAACAAAGAUUCAGUCAGAGGCUAUGAAGUGAUUGACAAAAUCAAGUUAGCACUGGAGGAAGCUUGCCCAUGCACUGUUUCCUGUACUGACAUACUCACUCUUGCUGCAACCUCAGCUGUUUAUUUUAGCGGAGGGCCAUAUUGGCCUGUAGCACUGGGUCGCCGAGAUGGCACAACAGCAAGUGAAGAUGCAGCUAAUGACGACUUGCCAUCACCUUUUGAGCCCUUGGAAAACAUCACUGCAAAGUUUGCAGCAAAAGGCCUUAAUUUAAGGGAUGUUGUUGUCCUCUCAGGUGCACACACCAUAGGCUUUGCUCAGUGCUUCACAUUCAAGACAAGACUGUUCAACUUUAGUGACUCGGGCAAGCCUGACCCGGUAUUAGACACAUCACUUCUAACAAAACUACAAAACGUGUGCCCAAAUCAAGCUGAUUCUGAUACCAAAUUGGCUCCACUUGAUCCUGUCACUUCCAACAGGUUUGAUAACGUUUACUUCAAAAGACUGGUGAACAAAUCUGGGCUUCUACAGUCAGACCAGGUCCUUAUGGGGGACAGUACAACUGCUUCAAUGGUCAUCAGCUAUAGCAGAUUUCCAAAUCUGUUCAACAAGGACUUUGGAGCAUCAAUGGUGAAGAUGGCAAAUAUAGGUGUGCUUACUGGACAAAAUGGACAAAUUAGGAAGAAUUGUUGGGUGGUGAAUUAGAAUAAUUAUAUUAGUGUGGUUGUAAGAUGAAGCUGGAAGAGUAGUAUCAUGCAUUUCACUUUCAAAUUGUUUUCGGAUAUUGCUCCAGAACUAAUUCUCAAUUUCAAACAAGUGAGAACUUUUUCAUACUGCUCGAGGAGUGACUCUCGAAUUCAAUGUUGAAAAAGUUUUGGAGUUCAAAUCUCAUCUCCUUAUUCUUUGUUGGGAAUUAAACAAACUCCCAUUUAGACCUGGGAUUUUCAAACCGGGAACCGGUGGAACCAGCCCGGACCGCACCGAAAUCUCCGUUUCGAUUCGGUGUCUAGUUCUGGAAGAGGUG